AUGUUAACAUUACCAAAAGAUCACAUAGAUCUUGCAAAAACAUAUAAUGCUAUAGCAACUAUUUAUAUUGACAGUGGAAAUCCAGUAAAAGCGAAAGAAAAUUAUGAAAAAGCCUUGGAAAUUGUACUAAAUCAAAUUCCACGGAAGCAUCUACUUUUAACUACCAUCUAUAAUAACAUUGCUAAUAUUUAUAUGGAUGAAUGUCGAUAUGAACUUGCAAUAAAGUACUAUAAACGUGCACUUGAUGAAAUAGAAUCUCCAAACACAAUGAGUGAUGCCGUUAUUUACAAUAAUCUCGGUGAAAUCUAUCGUAGAAUUGGUGAUUAUACAGAAGCAUUAAUCAAUCAUAAAAAAAGCGCUUAA
Messenger RNA from Rotaria sp. Silwood1, 363 nucleotides. NCBI's taxonomy places the organism in Eukaryota, Metazoa, Rotifera, Eurotatoria, Philodinida, Philodinidae. The record is from the annotation of a GenBank genome assembly.